Messenger RNA from Salvia splendens (bonfire salvia), 889 nucleotides. RefSeq names its product ethylene-responsive transcription factor ERF016. The coding region runs from base 249 to 731 and encodes 160 amino acids. The transcript has a single exon. The record is from RefSeq and is a predicted model, not a curated record. Gene Ontology annotation, biological process: regulation of DNA-templated transcription. Gene Ontology annotation, molecular function: DNA binding; DNA-binding transcription factor activity. Lineage: Eukaryota; Viridiplantae; Streptophyta; Magnoliopsida; Lamiales; Lamiaceae.
ACCAUCUCAUUAAUUUCGAAAAAUUCAGAAUCCACCAAAAACUAGGUUCACAACAAACCAAGAGAAGCACACGUGUAAAGUUUGGCACAGACCAAAACCUCAUCACCGUCACAGGUGUCACGACCACCGUGAUCCCUCCAUUAAACCACCCCCUCUCGCUUUCACCACGUGCCCAUCUCCUCUUUUAAGUAAUUCUUCCUCAAAUCUCCAAAUCACCACUUUUAAUUUUCAAUCAAAGGAAAAAAAAUAUGGUACGGCCUCAGGCGAAGAAGGAGCGGAGCGGCGGCGGGCGCUACAAGGGCGUCCGCAUGCGCAAGUGGGGGAAGUGGGUCGCGGAGGUUCGCCAGCCGAACAGCCGCGACCGCAUAUGGCUCGGCUCCUACGCCACCGCCGAGGAGGCAGCCAGGGCCUACGACGCCGCCGCCUUCUGCCUCCGCGGCCCCUCCGCCGCCCUCAACUUCCCCCACGACCCGCCGGAUAUUCUGGCGGCGGAGGAGCUCUCGCCGUCGCAGAUUCAGGUGGCGGCGUCGAGGCAUGCGCGGAGGCCGGCCUCCGCGGAGAUGGAGGCGAAUGAGCCGGUGGUGGAGAAUCUAUUCUUCGGAGAGGCCGCGGAGUUGGGAGGUGGUUCGGGUUUUGGGGAGGGAUUCUUGGCGGCGGAGGGGGAGAGAGGCGGCGGCGGCGGUGGAGGUGGGAGUGUGUUUUUUGACACGGCGAGGAUGUGGAGUUUUUAGUAGCUUUAAUUUGAUUUUUAGGAUAGAUUUUUGGUGUAGAGUUUUUGUUGAGAAAAGUGUCACACGGCCAGCUUUGGCUUGCUUAGUCUAUGUUCAAACUUAUCUUUUUUUUUUUUUUAAAUAUUAUUUGAUGAAAAUGAAAGUUAGAUCUGAAAUGA